CCUGAUCUCUCCUCGACGCCCCGGAGGGCAAUGACUAGCCAGGAGCGCUUCUCCGUGCACUCCCAGCUCGAGCACCUGCAGGCGAAGUACGUCGGGACGGGCCACGCCGACUCCACAAAAUUCGAGUGGGCCGUGAACCAGCACCGCGACUCGCACGCCCUCUACGUCGGCUUCGACUCCCUCUCCUCCUUCUUCGCCGUCGCUGAGAACGAGGCGGUUGGCCGCGUCAAGUUCUCGUCGCUGCAAAAGAUGAUACAACCUUGCGGGCCGCCGCCUCCAAAGGAGGACGACUAGCGCACGCGGCGCCCCGGCGCCGCGCGGGCUGGGGCGCGCAGUAUCUGUUCCUCUUGUACUAACUUGCGAUGCCGCACCCGCGGCAGCUUUUUUCCUUGAGUCACACAUGUGCGGCUUGACGCUUGUGACAC
Molecule: messenger RNA, 425 nt
Organism: Emiliania huxleyi CCMP1516
Lineage: Eukaryota; Haptophyta; Isochrysidales; Noelaerhabdaceae
Exons: 3
Coding region: 31-294 (87 amino acids)
Biological process (GO): mRNA splicing, via spliceosome
Cellular component (GO): precatalytic spliceosome; U2 snRNP
Source: RefSeq, a predicted model, not a curated record